Messenger RNA from Uncinocarpus reesii 1704, 435 nucleotides. RefSeq lists its product as uncharacterized. Bases 1 to 435 code for a protein of 144 amino acids. Lineage: Eukaryota; Fungi; Ascomycota; Eurotiomycetes; Onygenales; Onygenaceae. The record is from RefSeq and is a predicted model, not a curated record. The transcript has 3 exons.
AUGUCCUCGAAAGAAGACGCGGCAAAGAUCAUAAGCGAGAUCUCCUCCCAAAACAUCGAUGAGCUUGUACGGGGCUCUACUUUCACGAAUGAGGUAGAGGAAUCUAUUCGAGGCCACAUCCAUUCAGAGUUGGAUGCAUGGUUCCUUUUCAGAAAAUUAGCGGGAGAUUGUGCUCGCGCCAAUAUCUCCCUGCACGGCUUUGCUAUGCUCUGGGAGAGAUGCGCUGCAGAAUCUUUUAUCGAGGCGCACUGGCUUGAGAAGUAUCUCAUCCAACGCGGAGGGCGUUCCAGGCCAACCGCAAUUGCCGCUCCAAAGUGUGAGUGGCCAGACAGCCCCGUCGAACCUGUCCGCCCGGUCAAAGAAGCCUUGGAGACACACAAGUCGCUUCUGGAGGACCUUGAGCGGCUGUGCUCACUAGCUGAUAACAUGCCUUAA